UUUGACAAUUUGUUGUUUUGAUUUUUGACUUUGACAAUUACACAAGUACCCAAAGAAUUUAUAAACAGUAAACAACACUACCAAUUUCAAUACCUAUUAGUAGGACAACAGCAUAUGAUACGAUACCGCUGUAAUUUAUUACUCUUGUAUAUACUCAAAUAAAGAAAAGAUUUUCAAGUUCCUAUUAAAAUGAAUUAAAAAAAUCUAUGGAAGGGGUUCUGUGGAAAUGGACAAAUUAUUGGAAUGGCUGGCAGACAAGGUGGUUCGUUUUGGAGAAUGACAUAUUAUCCUACUACAAGUCCCAAGAUGAAGUUGAUCAGGGCUGUAAAGGAUCUAUGAAAGUACAGGCUUGUGAAAUAAAUGUAGUUCCUUUUGAUAAUACAAGAAUGGAUCUGGUCAUACCUGGUGAACAACACUUAUAUUUACGAGCAGCUACUUCUACAGAAAGGCAACAAUGGCUGGUUGCACUGGGGAGUGCAAAAGCUUGUGUUCACAGAAAUGGUACACUGAAUGUUGAUUCAAAUCCAGAUGCUCUGAAAACAAAAAAAUCUGAGUUAAGAUUGUAUUGUGACUUACUGAUGCAGCAAGUACAUGUUAUUAAAAAUGCUGCACAAACACAUGAUCCUGGUAUUGAGAAAAUGGAUGAAUCUACUAGACUUUUGGGUGCUACAUGUGAUACAUUUAUUAAGACUUUGGAAGAAUGUAUGUCGUUAGCUAAUGCCAAUAUGGUUUAUGGAUUAACAGUGAAGAACGAAACUAUAUUACCUUUACCCAAUACCAAUUCAUCCAUUCGAAAGAAAAAUGUACUUAGAAACGAUUUUCAAGAGUCGUAAAAGAGUUGUGAAGUUAACCUAAACAUGCCAAACAAGCUGUUCAGCAUUUUCCGGGCUUUGUCAGAAGUGGACGAACUAUGGAUUUGUUUGCUGUAUCAGUUAUAGUUUUUAUUUGAUGAUAAAACUUGUUGAAUGAAUAGUAACUAAAAUUAUGUAUUAUUCUGUUUCACCACAUAUAUAUUUGUAUGUUUUCAUCUGGUAUUUAUUUUUUAUAUUUUUACAAUCCAAAAUGAAUUCGAAUAUCUAUUCCUGACAGUGAGGUAUGGCAACAGCCUCUAAAAUUUUAUAAAAUUUUUGAUCAUAGUCACAUCGCCAAAGUAUUGAUGAAUUAUUAAUUUAUAUCUAUUCAAUAAAUGUGAUAUUUAUAUCUUA
Messenger RNA from Leptinotarsa decemlineata (Colorado potato beetle), 1205 nucleotides. RefSeq names its product pleckstrin homology domain-containing family A member 3. The record is from RefSeq and is a predicted model, not a curated record. Gene Ontology annotation, biological process: receptor recycling; endosome organization; retrograde transport, endosome to Golgi. Lineage: Eukaryota; Metazoa; Arthropoda; Insecta; Coleoptera; Chrysomelidae. Gene Ontology annotation, cellular component: early endosome; recycling endosome; trans-Golgi network.